Molecule: messenger RNA, 552 nt
Organism: Meloidogyne enterolobii
Lineage: Eukaryota; Metazoa; Nematoda; Chromadorea; Rhabditida; Meloidogynidae
Source: the annotation of a GenBank genome assembly
AUGCCGGCGGUUGGAAAUGGUGCAAAACAGGCUAUUUCUGAAUGUGAAUGGCAAUUCCGACAUCACCGCUGGAAUUGUUCAACACCUAGAGAGUUGAAAGGGCAUAUUGGACCUGUGCAUAAAAGAGGUACUAGAGAGGCAGCAUUUACCUAUGCAAUUAUGUCUGCAGGCGUUACCCAUGAAAUUGGUCGUCGUUGUCGUCUCGGGCUGCUUAAAAGUUGUGGGUGUGCUGCUGCAGAGUCUAGGCCGCAACAACAAAAUAUUAAUGAUGACUGGACUUGGGGAGGUUGUGGGGAUAAUAUCGACUAUGGAUAUAGAUUUUCGCGUGACUUUGUGGAUGUUCGAGAGAAGGAGGAAAGUAUUAAACGAGAUGCUGAAGGUCAUGGUCGUUCUUUAAUGAAUCGGUGGAAUAAUGAAAUUUUAAAAAGACAUACAAAACCUAAAUGUAAAUGUCAUGGAGUUAGUGGUUCUUGUAAUUUAAAAACUUGUUGGAUGCAAUUACCUCCAAUUCGCCAAAUUGGCAACAUUUUACAAGUUUGUAUUUACCUAUAA